Molecule: messenger RNA, 6750 nt
Organism: Chlamydomonas reinhardtii
Lineage: Eukaryota; Viridiplantae; Chlorophyta; Chlorophyceae; Chlamydomonadales; Chlamydomonadaceae
Exons: 9
Coding region: 488-4543 (1351 amino acids)
Cellular component (GO): membrane
Molecular function (GO): transporter activity; ATP binding; ATP hydrolysis activity
Source: RefSeq, a predicted model, not a curated record
UUCAACGUGCCUGUCCUUGCCACCACUGCCAGUGCGUGCUGAUCGCGCCAGAUUGAGUUCCGAGACCGGGGGCCAUUUCCCUUGUCAAUAAUAUGUUAAGAGACAUCAUUAGGACUGGAUGUUGCAACCGUGAUUUACAGUUAGGUGUACAAAUUGUAGGAAAGCGCAUGUCCGGCCCCUGGCACGCAAGAACCGAAGGACGUUUGUAUCUUGCGUAUUUCAUUCUCGUGCCCCAGCUCCACACCUUCACUCUUACAUCGGGUUGGAGUUCCUAGAUUUUGAAGAAAAAGAACUGCAACCGUGCGACGUGCGAAGCCCUCUUGGCAAAAAAGUUCGCGCAUCCGUCGGCAUGCACACUUCCGUGCCCAACUCGCCUGCAUACUUAUUAUCUUGCCUACCGCCUCGAUUCGGUUUGGGCCGCGCACAUGCAGCUCUGGCUUUUACGCGCAGAACGCCAUGGCCUGUGAAGCGCGGUGAUGCAUCAGCGAUGGAGCGUAUCUCGGCGUCUUGCGGAUCUGGAAACAGUGGCAAGCUUGCAAGCUCGGGCGCGCGGCGCAGAGUCCCAGCGCGUCAGACCUCGGGCCAUGGCUCGGUUGGACCCCUGAGCUCGGCCUCAGGCCGGCAUCAAUCUCACGCGCCAAGCUACACAGCACCGCAAGUGCAAUGGGCUGGCUCAGAGGAUCGCGCAGGCUGGGGCAGCCGUUCGUUGCCGCAUGGCGACGCGCCGCAGCGGCACAUUGCGCGUGCUGCAGCGGCUGGGCACAGCCACAAUGGACACGAACACAAACAUGACCAUCACCAUCAGCAUGGUCAUGCAGCACCGGCCGUUCAUGCGCACGGUCCAGGGAGUCACGAGGAUGAGCAUGAGCACGGGCGCGGACAUUCCCACGCGCAUCGAGGCCACGACCACAGCCACCACGACCACCAUGGCCACGGCCACGACCAUUACCCAGACAACUGGGCCACACGCGCCAUGCGGGCAGUGGGGCUGGUGCAGCUAGCAUCACGCAUCGAGCACUCGGGGCGAAUGGCGGUGGCCUCCAUCCUGUUCUUCACGGCCAGCCUGGUGCUAGGGCUGGCCCCGCUAGCGGCGCUGCUGGGCGAGCGGGCGGCGGGCGGCCUGCAGGCGGCCUGCCUGGCCGGCACCUACUGCUUGUCGGGGCUGCCGCAGGCUGUGUCCAGUGUGGCGCUGGCGGCGGGCGGGGGGCUGGACACGCACGUGCUAAUGUCGCUGGCGGUGCUGGCAACUCUGUAUCUGGGCAUGGUGCAAGAGGGUGCGCUGCUGCUGCUGCUUUUCCAGAUCUCGCACUUUCUGGAGGAGCGGUUCACGUCUCGCGCCCAGGGCUCCAUGGAGCGCCUGUGGGCCGCCAUGCCGGAGAGGGCCACGCUAGUGGCACUGGAGCCGGUGCCGGCCGGCGCCAGUGCCGCUGCCGGCAUCAAUGGCAGUAGCACCGGCAGCACUGGCGGCAGCGGCACGGGCAGUAGCAGCGGGGGCCCGGACCUGUCCAGCUGCCGGGAGGUGCUGGCGGACUCGGUGGCUGUGGGGCAGCUGGUGCUGGUGCGCGCGGGCGAGCAGCUGCCGCUGGACGGCGAGGUGGUGUGGGGCGUGGCGUCCGUGUCGCAGGCGCACAUUAGCGGGGAGAGCCAGCCGGCGCGUGUGGCGGAGGGGGCGUGGCUGCCGGCGGGCGCGCUGAGUCACGAUGGCGCCUUGGUACUGCGUGUGACGGCGCUGGCGGGGGACAGCACACCGGCGCGCAUGGCGCGGAUGGCGGCGCAAGCGCAGGCCUCCAAGCCGCAGCUGACGCGGCUGCUGGACCGGGUGGGCGCGCUGUGGAGCCGCGGCGUGGUGGCGGCCACGCUGACGGCGCUGGCGGUGCUGCUGGCGGCGGGCGUGCCGCUGCUGGAGGCGCCCGGCGGCGCGCUAUACCGGGCGCUGGGGGUGCUGGUGGCGGGCUCGCCGUGUGCAGUGGUGCUUGUGCCGCUGGCGUACGUGUGCUCCAUGGCAGCCGUCACACGCCGGGGGGUGCUGCUCAAGGGCGCCUCGGCCCUGGACGCGCUGGCGGACGUGCGCACCGUGGCGCUGGACAAGACCGGCACCAUCACCACAGGCGAGCUGCGGCUCACAGAGGCGCUGCUGCUGCCGGUGCUGCCGCCGGUGCUGCCGGGUGCAGACGGCGAGGCGGCCGCCGCCGCGCCGGCACCUGGGCAGGCCGGCGCUGCUGCUGUCGCCAGCGACGCCACGCGCACGGCUGGCUCCUUGUCCCUGAUUCCGUUGAUCAAGCAGGCAGCGGACGACGCCGCUGCCGCCGCCGCCUCAGGCGCCGGCGGUGGCCUGUCCGCUGCUUCCAGCCUUAGCACCAGCCUCAGCGCCAGCCUCGAGUCUCCGACGUCGGGCUCGGACCUGGAAGAGGCGCCGCCGCCGCCGCCGCUGGCGGAGGCGGACUGGGCCGAGCUUGCGGCGCGCUGCGCGGCGGCGCUGUCGCGAGCGUCCACACAUCCCGUGUCGCGCGCGGUGGUGUCAGCCAGCGGCCGCCUGGCUCGCGGCGUCGCGGUUUCCGGCGUCGAGGUGGUGGCGGGCUCGGGCGUGCGCGGCGUGUGCCGCCUGCGCGGCAGCGCUGGCGCCCCCGCCGCGGAGGCCGCAGCGGCGGCGGCUCCUGCCGCCGCCGCGGCUUGGGCGGCUGCUGGCCGCUCGUUUGCUGUAUCAUUCGGCUCGGCGGACUUCGCGGUUGCGGCGCUGGGCGGCGAGGGCAGCCUGGCGGCGCGGCGGCUGCGGUGGUUCCUUUCGGGCUCCAGCGGCAGCAUGAGCGUGUGCAGCAUCGACUCCAGCGGGGCGCCGGCGCCGGCGGAUGCCGCGAAGGCCAUCAGCGUGCUGGUCAUGGCGCCGGUUGUGUCGCCGCGCGGCGGCGGUGGAGGUACCGGUGCAGGCGGCGCUGCGGAGGCGGCGGGGGAGGCGCGCGUGGCGGUGUUUAGCUUCGAGGACGUGGUGCGGCCUGGUGUGGCGGAGGCGGUGGCGGCGCUGCAGGACGGCAGCUGGCGGCGCGGCGGCACGGCGGCGGGCGCGACGCCGGAGGUGGCGGCGGCCAAGCGCGUUGUCAUGCUAACAGGCGACAACCCCACUGUGGCGGCGGCUGUGGCGGCGGGUGUCGGCAUCAGCCACUUCCGCUCCGCCAUGUUGCCAGCCGACAAACUGGCGUUCGUGCAGGCGGAGCAGGCGCAGAGUGGCGCGGCGGCGGCGGCGGCCGCGGCCAAGGCGGAGGCGAAGGCGGCAGGCCGGAGCCGUGGCAGCCGUAGCGCUGACACAACCGCCAGCACCAAGGCCACCACCACUACCGUCGGCACCACCAUUGCCGCCAGCGCCAGCGCCCCUAGCGGCUCGGGCGGACACGUGUUGAUGAUGGGUGACGGCAUCAACGACGCGCCGGCACUGGCGGCGGCGCGCGUGGGCGUGGCGGUGGCGUCCUCGCCUCGCGACCUGGUGGCGGCGGCGAGCGACGUGAUCGUGCUCAACGGCCAGGGCGCGGCAGCGCUGCCGUGGCUGCUGCGCUCCGCACACAGCACCCAGGUGGUGGUACGCCAGAACCUGACGCUGGCGCUGGUAGCCAUGGCCGCGGCCACGCUGCCCACCGUGGCGGGGUUCUUCCCGCUGUGGCUGGCUGUGACGCUUCACGAAGGCUCCACGCUUGCUGUAGCACUUAACAGCCUGCGGCUGCUACUGCCCACGGAUGACGAACAGCAGCAGCAGCAGGCGGCCAGUGAGGCUGGCAACGGCGGCAGCAGGCGUGGCAGCAGUGGCGGCAUGCUCGCUGGCGCUGUGGCGGUGUGGAAGGGGCUGUGUGAGCUCAUGUCAGACGCACCGGACGGACACGGCCACAGCCACGGACAUAGCCACGGCCACGGCUGCUGCGGCGGGCACUCGCACGACCACGGCCACCGCCAUGAUCACAGCCACUCGCAUGCGCACGACCACGACCACGACCACCACCACCACCACGGCCACGACCACGGUGCGGACAAGGCGAUGGGCGUGGAUGGCAACGGCAGUGCGGCGCAUGUGGAGUGCUGCAGCCAGCACGACCACGACCACGGCCACCACCAUGAUCACAGCAACCAAGAGCUCCACGACCAUACGCAUGAUCAUGAUCACGGCCACGAGCACGGGCACGACGACCACAAGCCCGAGCACGGGCCGGACGCGGGCGAGGCCGCAGGCAGAGCCAGCCGCAGCGCCAGCACCGAGCAGGGCUUUGUGCGUGUGGCAGGUCCUCGCGACGUGUCGGCGGGCGCGGCGGUGGCGCACGGCUGCGGCGGCCUGUCCACGGCGCUGUGCUGCGGUGGCCGCGGGUGGCACGGCGGCAUACGGCUAGGACCCCUGUCGGGCGCCGGCUGCUGCGGUAUGCUUGCUGGUGCCGUUUGCGACGACGGCAGCGGCUGCGGCUUGGGCGGCGCAUCGCGCAUGCGGCGCCGGCGCGGGCGCGGGCGCCUGCUGGCGGCGGCGGCGGCGGCGGCGGCUGUGAAGCCGCCGCCCGGUGUCAUGGCGCUCUGAGUGGGUUGUGUGGCAUGAAGGUGUCGCACGUGAUCAGGUUGCCUGCACGCCACUCACGCGAUUGAGUUGCUCGCUGCGGUAAAGCAUUAGGGUGGUGCAUUGUUGUGACAUGAAACGUGUGUGCGGGAUGGAGCGAACCGGUCGGAAGGUGCUAGCCUUUGCGUUUGCCCUUCGUGGCACGAGGUGUUGUUGGCCUGGUGAACCGAAGUACGGCUUCACAAGGCCGGUUGAUACAUGAAGAUCAGAGGACAGUGGCUCGUCUGAUACGGUCCAAUAGCAGCGCUGCAGGCAGAUGAUAGGAAGACUCGUCACAUGUUUUGUUUAUCAAGUUCGCGGGGCGAAUGUGUACCAUGAGAGAUUGAGAGUAUAUGGCAUUAAGCAGAGAGACAUGUGGGCCGAACGUGGGUCCUGAUAAAGACGGGAGAAGAGGCACAGUGUGUAUGCCGGAUCGCUGUGCAGGUGGUUGGGGGUCGUAGGGUGCAGCACUGGGUGACUGGCGAAUGCUUUGUGCACAGAAAUUGGUGGUCAGGGGAGUGGCCCAUGAACCCGGGAAGGGACCGCCUGUCAUACUCGCUCACUCAGUGACGCUUUGGGCUUUGCAGCACCCUCGCCACCGGAUAGGCGCUGCGGGGCAUUAUCCCCAAAUGGCGGGCCACUCGCGGCCCUCGCUGUAAGCGCCGUGUCCUCACUCUCGCCAUGUGUUUCCGGAUAGCUGCCGCUCUUGCAGUUCUGGCGGCGGGGCUGGCACUGGCAGCUGCGGCGGCGGCGCAGGGGCGCAGGCCACGGCGGCGGCGCAGGGUCUGGCGACUGCGGCGGCGGCGGCGACACAGGGCCUGGCGGCGGCGCAGGGCCUGGGCCCAGCAGUGGCGGCGUGCAUGUGCGUAGCAGAGGGGACAGGCAAGGCCAUGUGGAGGAGAGCGCAGCGCAGCCCUAGAAGCGGUACCGGCGCGCAGGUUGAGACCUGCCGGUGUCUGGUUUGCGGUCUUUGCUGGCGAGCAUAGCGUGGCACGGUGUUUGGUACUUUGGUGUGUUGCCUGCUGGUGCUUGUGCUUGACAGCGGGACGCGGCUGACGCAUGGCGGCCGGUGCCUGUACGAACCGACCGUUACUACGUCCGGGAGAUGAGGUAGUUUCGAAACCUUCGGCCUCAGGCAUUGUUCCAGGUUGGCUUGGCGGCAUAGCCCACUUUCACCUUGAGAGGAAGAGCCAACCUUUCAUGUGGCAAGCAGGCCAUAACUUGACUAGUAGUAGUAGUAGUCCUAUAACUACAAGCCUCUAGGGCUCAGCCCCUAGCCUUACGAGCCUCGGCUCGUGAGGGAGCGCACAACAUUUUCGUUGGCGGCUUUGGCUUUCGUUACUAACUUUUUGUAGCCUUUUGCGGGCUCUGUGAGGCUUUACGACUUGGUUCCGACUUGGUUUGGAUGGCUUCGGCCUUGGGUGGGUGCGUCGCGCCCUUUCGGCAUUGCGCGUUCUGUGGCGGCUGGCCGCGUCUGGGUGGCCGGCCGCGCUCGUUCUGCUCUGUGGUCGCUUUUUGGUUUCGUGUGUGCAGGUUACGGGUGGCCCUGGUGGUCGCUCGUGGCCCGGCGCAAGCUUCGAUGUUCCGUGGUGCUCCUCGGCGCCUCUCCUCGUGCCGCCUGGCCCGCCGUCGUCUCCACCGGCGGCCUUGCUGGCUCAGCAGAUAGUUAGGUUGCGGGUGCCGUUCGUAGCAUGGCGGUUCAGGGACCGUUAGGCAGCAGAUGACGCUGGUCGGGUAGUCCCGGGUGUCGGGUUGUGAGUGCCUGGGCGGCUGUUGCCCGGGCGCCCGGGCGGCUGGUGCGCCUGUUCGCCUCCGGGCGCGCGCGUGCCUGUUUGUCGGGUCGGUCUAGUUCGCUGGUGGGGCGGGUGGAGGGCGGUGUGCCCGUGGCGAGGUGUUGUGGUGUACUGGUGGUUUGGUCAGUUUCCGGCUCGGUUUCCCUUUGUGGUGCCUCGGCACCGACGUUUCAGGACAUGGGCCUCCGGGCCAAGGCAUUGCGCGUCUGUGACGCCGUCGAGAAAAUGUGUGGUGCUUGCGUUUGAUGGGGAUGUCGGCAGACCUCUGGCCUGUCGCGCCUUGUUGUGCGUUGGUGCUGCCGCCAAAAGACCUAAACGAGAUGAGGGGUGUUACGUGGCGGUGGGGCUUUGGCGGGCUUCGGCUUGGCUUCGACUCAUGUGCGUAACACUAUGAAGGUC